CCACUACUCCCCUCUCCUUUACCUCUUCCACUCCCCCUCUCUUGUCCGGAGGUUAACGUACCCCAACACGUAAAAACGAAUGGAGAAGAUUGAAGAAGUGGUGAUUGUUGGUGCAGGAGUUUCAGGCCUGGGCACGGCCCUCGGCCUUCACCGGAAGGGUAUAAGAAGCUUGGUGCUGGAGUCCUCCGAUUCCCUCCGAGCUGCCGGCUUCGCUAUCCUAGCAUGGCCCAAUGCCUGGAAAGCCCUCGACGCACUCGGCGUCGGUGACUUUCUCCGAGAAACCCACGUCCUCCUUCAAGGGCUAGUUAUGAAUUCUGCGACAACUGGAGAAGUAAUAACAGAACAAGAAUUUCCUGGACAUGAGCAGCGGAAGUUUGAAGCCCGUUCAUUGAAGAGAAACCUUUUGUUGGAGGCAUUAUCAAAGGAUCUACCACCUGAAACGAUAAGAUUCUCGUCAAAGGUUGUUUACAUAGAGAAGGUUGGCAAUUUCAAGCUAUUGCAUCUGGCCGAUGGCUCUACUCUUAAAACUAAGGUAUUGAUAGGUUGUGAUGGAGUAAAUUCCGCUGUGGCCAGAUGGUUAGGACUCAAACCACCAUCAUUCUCCGGUCGAUCAGCUUGUAGAGGCCUCAUAAACCCUCCUCAAUCUUCCAUCUUAAACCGCCGCCACAUAGAAUAUUUUUUCGGACAAGGCUUCCGAGCUGGUAUGUCUCACUGUGAUGAGGACACUCUCUAUUGGUUCUUCACUUGGUCUCCUUCAAAUCAAGCUGAGAAGGAAGCAGAAGAAAACGCUCAGAAAAUGAGAGAACUGAUGCUGAACAAGCUUAAGAGCUCAAAGACGCCCAAAGAAGUGAUUGAAGUGAUUGAGAACAGUGAUCUGAGCAAUGGAUUGGUCUCUGCUCCUCUGAGGUCCCGCUGGCCCUUUGAUUUGCUGUGGGGUAAUAUCUGCAAGAAUAAUGUUUGUGUUGCAGGCGACGCUCUUCAUCCAAUGACUCCUGACAUUGGCCAAGGUGGUUGCUCUGCUCUUGAGGAUGCUGUUGUGCUUGCUCGAUGCUUGGGUGAAGCACUUGCAGGCGGAGAUGGAAAGAUGACGGAGGAAGAAGAGUAUGAGAAAGUUGAGAAAGCAUUGAAGAAUUACGUUGAAGAGAGGAAAUGGAGGAGCUUUACAUUGAUCUCUACUUCUUAUUUGAUGGGUCAGCUAGAAGAGAGGAACGACUUUCUCACCAGAUUCGCAAGGGAAAAGCUUCUUUCUGGAUUCAUAGGUUGGUUACAGCUCAAAAUCACUGAGUUUGAUUGUGGGAUGCUUUAGGAAUUAGUGAAAAUGUAUGAUUUAAGUGUAUAUGGGCUUCCCAAUUCCUUUAUGAAAUAACCAAAGUAUGCAUGAACUAUGAAUAUUUUUCAAAUGGGGAAUAAGUUUCCUAGGGAUGUUUUUCCUUUUAGGAUGGGUCAUGUAUGCGCUAUCAUGUUUCAAAUAAAUUUAUUUGCU
Messenger RNA from Phalaenopsis equestris, 1483 nucleotides. RefSeq names its product FAD-dependent urate hydroxylase-like. Lineage: Eukaryota; Viridiplantae; Streptophyta; Magnoliopsida; Asparagales; Orchidaceae. The record is from RefSeq and is a predicted model, not a curated record. Gene Ontology annotation, molecular function: FAD binding. The transcript has 7 exons. Bases 80 to 1306 code for a protein of 408 amino acids.